CUGUAUUGCAAGCGAGUGAAAAAAGGGGGAUAGGAAAAAAAAUUUUCCCUUCGCAAAUUGAGGAGUGUUUUUUUGUUAUUUUUUUAACAUUUAACGAGAAAAUAUUAUUGGUUGAACCUCAAAUUUCCAUUUUACAUGAACCAUACGAUUCGAGAAACUAGCUGUUUUACACUGGUGUUUAUGCAUUUGACGUUAUUUUGGGAUUAAAGUGAGCCAUGUCUUACCCACCUCGUCCACCCGGGAUGAACUUGACGCCUGGCCAGAUGCCGGUACCUCAAUACAUGACAGGUUACAUUCAAAACAGACACAUGAUGCCCGCUGGGAUGCCACCAGGAGGCAUGAUGAUGGGGUACCCUCCUAUGGGUCAUCCUUCCCAAAUGUCAGGACAAAUGCCACCGCAGAUGCAGUCUCAAAUGCAACCUCAAAUGCAACCACCCCAGCCUCAGAUGUCACAAGGUCCGAGGACACAAAAUCAAAUGCAACCUGGCUCCAUGCAGCAGUCUCCCACUGUCAUUUCUAGGGGUCCCAGGCCUGCCAAUGAAGGUGCUGGUCCAUCAGUCACCGUAUUUGUGGGAAACAUCACAGAUCGUGCCCCUGACAACAUGAUGAGGCAGAUUCUUCAACACUGUGGUUCUGUUGUUAGCUGGAAAAGAGUACAAGGAGCAUCUGGUGUUCUUCAAGCCUUCGGUUUCUGUGAAUUCAGCAAUCCAGACCCAGCUCUAAGAGCGAUUCGCUUGCUGCACGAACUGGAAAUUGGUGAAAAGAAGUUGGUGGUGAAAGUCGAUGCCAAAACGAAAUUAAUUCUUGACACUUACAAAGCUGACAAAAUCAAAGCUGCUGGUGGAGGAUCGACCAAUGGCGAUGACGAAUUCCUUACACAGGAACAACGAGUUCAAGACAAAUGGGUUAAGGAACGAAUCGGUCAGACUCUCAAGGACUACGAAUCGGAAAUGCAAGCUAAUCAAGCCAGAGCCGAAGAAAAAGAAAGAAGAGAACAAGAUAAGGAAAAAGCUAGAGCGGCCAAAAAGGAAGAAGCCAAUAGUUUGGAUUUGAACAAAUUCGAAACUGAAAUUGAAGAAGGAAAAAAGGACUUGAUUACCCGUGAAAUAGGAAAAUUUCGCGAAAUCGCCAAAAAGCAAGAUGAAGAAAAGGAAGCUGAGCGUAAGAAAAGGAAAGAAAAAGAGCGUGAUCGCGAGCGGCGAGACAGGGAAAGGGACAGAGAACGUGAUAGACCAAGUGGUAGGGACCGCGGUGGUAAUGAUAGAAAUGAUCGCGACCGAGACAGAAUUUCGGAUCGAGACAGGAAUCGCGACCGAGACAGGAGACGUGAUAAGGAGAACGAAAAUCAUCGGCGGUCACGAACUCCACCGCAAAGAUCACGCACCCCACCUGGACCACCGGCUCAGCCAAGCACACCGCCCCGAAGAAGUAGAUCUCGAGACCGAACCGAAGUGGAGGCUCGCCCGCCACGUCGAACAGAAAAAGAUUAUUUAAGGGAGAAGGAAGAAGAAGAAGAAGCUCUGGAGAGGAAGAAAGCAGAGAAGAAGGCACGAGAAAAAGAAGUUGCUUAUCAGGAACGGUUGCGUCACUGGGAGAGCCGAGAACGGAAGAAGCUCCGUGAUUACGACAAACUCGAGCUCAAGGAAAAGGAAAGGAUUGAAGAACAACAGAAACAAGCCGUUUGGCUCAAACAGUUCCUUGAAGACUAUGACGACGAAAGAGAUGAUGCAAAAUACUAUAAAGGCCGUGAAAUGGAGCGCCGGCGAACAGAGCGUGAGAGAGAAACGGAAUCAGACACACGUGACCGUCAAAAGGAGAAGGAAGAGCUCGAGGAACUCAAGACGAAAAUUUUCUCUGAGGGCCACUCAGAUCCAACAGCAACUCUUAAACAGGCUCUUUACGAAAGGGAACAACAGUACAAGCCUCAGAUACUCGUGCCAGCACCUCCUGUUAGUGAUGCUCCCCGCUCUUUCUCUCCCAUGGACGUGUCUCUACCAUCACAACCAUCGGACGUGGAAGAUUUCCAGUUGACGAAAGAUGUCAAUUCCACCACGCCCGUCUCAUCAGCUCCAUCCACUCCAACCGGACCAGAACCUAAAACAAUUAGCUCUAGUGUUGCGAGCAGUGUCAUUGCCAUGGAAGAGGAUUCCAUGUCAACAACGAAUUCCUUAAGUCCUCUUCCAACUGAAAGUGACAGCAAACAAGGAUCACAGGGACCCAGUUUAGUAUUCAAUAAGCGGAAAAAGCUGGAAAUCAAAGCCGUUUUCAAUGCUGAUGAAGACGAUACAGACACGACCAAGAAGAAACGGAAACUUGUACCUCUUGACUAUGGCGAUGAACUUGCUAAAAAGGAAAAAGAGCCCAAGAACACAGAGGAGAAGAGAAAAAAUAUCAAGAGUCUUAUCGAGAAAAUUCCAACGGAUAAAGCAUCCCUCUUUGCUCAUCCUGUUGAGUGGAGCUUAGUGGACAAUGUGAUAAUGGAGCGGCGGAUUAAACCGUGGGUCAAUAAAAAGAUCGUGGAGUACAUCGGAGAGCCCGAGCCUACUCUAGUUGAAUUCAUUUGUUCCAAAGUAUUGAUAGGAAGCCAACCACAAAAUAUCAUCAAUGAUGUUCAGAUGGUACUUGAUGAAGAAGCAGAGGUCUUUGUUGUCAAGAUGUGGCGCUUAUUGAUCUAUGAAUUAGAAGCAAAGAAAUUGGGUCUCAUGACUAAGUGAAAAGGGGUGAUUGCAUUGGGUCUCUAUUUUGCAAUUGGUUGUUGUUACAUUCACCCCAUAUUAUGUACAACUAAUUACACAGCAAUUUGACAAAAA
This is a messenger RNA of Daphnia pulex (common water flea), 2810 nucleotides long. Its product is annotated as RNA-binding protein 25-like. Gene Ontology annotation, cellular component: spliceosomal complex. The record is from RefSeq and is a predicted model, not a curated record. The transcript is spliced from 14 exons. Gene Ontology annotation, molecular function: mRNA binding. Gene Ontology annotation, biological process: mRNA processing; regulation of alternative mRNA splicing, via spliceosome. Bases 216 to 2714 code for a protein of 832 amino acids. Lineage: Eukaryota; Metazoa; Arthropoda; Branchiopoda; Diplostraca; Daphniidae.